This is a messenger RNA of Daphnia carinata, 1394 nucleotides long. RefSeq lists its product as uncharacterized. Bases 17 to 1327 code for a protein of 436 amino acids. Gene Ontology annotation, molecular function: serine-type endopeptidase activity. Gene Ontology annotation, biological process: proteolysis. The record is from RefSeq and is a predicted model, not a curated record. NCBI's taxonomy places the organism in Eukaryota, Metazoa, Arthropoda, Branchiopoda, Diplostraca, Daphniidae. The transcript is spliced from 10 exons.
UCGAGCUCAUCUAGCAAUGUUACGAACCAAUUAUUUGAUGGCAUCAGCCGCGUUCUUCCUAAUGAAUGCUAUGCUCUUCCGUCUAGCCAGCUGCAAUGUUUAUCGAACACACGAUGCCUUCUUAAUUGACGGCGCAGAAACGCGAAACGACGGCGGGUUUUACCAGCCAAGCCAUUUGGCGAGCAAUACCUUCAUGCUGACGGCAAACUCGUGUUUCUCGAGGCAUGGCUACUUCGGCUCCUGUUCACCCCUUCGCGCUUGCUACACGCCGACGAGGUUGUCCCAAGUAAAUCAGUUGGAACUCUGGGCCAUCCUAGCUAACAGCGCUUGCCAAUACGCCGAUGAGGAUGGCAACCAGGUUUACGGAGUCUGUUGUCCCAGACAAGCAAUGCAAGCCAAUGGCAACGUGCAGGUUGUUGGCAAUGUCGCAGUCGGCUCCAUCGCGAUGCUGGAGCGAAUCAACCCUUACAACAGCCCGUCGUCCAGACCACCGUAUGUUCGUCCGGAGAUCAAUGGCCCACCGAGGCCAAGUGGCUCCGCCAUCAGUGCGUCCAAUGACACCAGGCAGACGACCAGCUGUGGCGUGGGGCCCACUAAAACGCUUAGUUUUGACGAACAGCGCAUCGUUGGAGGAACCAACGCCGCCAAGAAUUCGUGGCCUGGCAUAGUGGCGUUGAGAUCGAACGGCUUCGCUAUCUGCGGUGGAUCUUUGAUUUCGCCGACCCACGUUCUGACAGCCGCUCAUUGCGUUGACUCGGUGACCCAGUGGAACAUCAAAGAGCUUUCCGUCGACUUGGGCAUGCACAGCUUAGAACCAAGCGACGCUCAGGAAACGAGAGCAGUUCGCAGAGUGAUCAUUCACGGCCAAUGGGAUCCCGCAACCAACAACAACGACGUGGCCAUUUUGACUCUGUCGUCGCCAGUGCCUUACGGCGCCACCAUAUCGCCCGUCUGUUUGCCGCCACAGACUGCCAGCGAUCAGUACGUUAACCGAGAGGCAGCCAUUAUCGGAUGGGGAACGGUGGAAGAAGGUGGAUCUCAGCCGGCCGUCCUACAACAAUCGACCGUCAAAAUCAUAGCCAACACGAAAUGCAGGUCAAGUUAUCCAGAUAUUACCAACGGCAUGUUAUGCGCCGCAGCUCCUGGUACUGACACUUGCCAGGGUGACAGCGGUGGUCCGUUGCUCGUCCGGCCAUCGCUGCGCUCCCCUUGGAUCCAGGUUGGAAUCGUCAGCUACGGUGUCGGUUGUGCCCAGCCAGAAUAUCCGGGCGUCUACGCCAGAGUGACAUCUUACCGCAGCUGGAUCAAGAGAUACGCUAAUGUCUAAGAUUUCCUGGCCAAGCAUGUGUCGCGGAAGAGGUGGGAACUUGCAGUACAGUUCGAAUAAACUGCAG